This is a messenger RNA of Topomyia yanbarensis, 1069 nucleotides long. RefSeq lists its product as uncharacterized. The transcript is spliced from 4 exons. The coding region runs from base 114 to 986 and encodes 290 amino acids. The record is from RefSeq and is a predicted model, not a curated record. Lineage: Eukaryota; Metazoa; Arthropoda; Insecta; Diptera; Culicidae.
UUCAUAUUUUUGCGAGCCGGACUUCAGUUAUCAUCGAACCGGCAGAACGCGAGUACGCCUGGAAUUCCAUCGACCGUUUGUUGAGUGAAAUUAGUUCCCAGUUUUUCUACAAUAUGAACGCAGGGUACAACUGGAUGCCAUGGUCCGCCCAUCAGGGUAUUCCACCGGCUGGUGUUUAUGCCGGGAAUGAUCAGGACGGAUCGCCAAUUUACAUCGGACGAGCAUUUCACGACGGGGAUCAACUGCCAGCGAAAGUAAUCCCCAGCAAACAGGCAGCUUAUGUUUCACACAAUGGUUUAGAAAUUUUCAAAUCACACUUCGAGGUAUUAAGCGGCCAAGGGUUUACCUGGGUGCAUAGCAGCAACGGACACGUACCCAGUGGAGCUGUACUUUGUGGAAAUACGACCUCUGGAGAGCCUCUCUAUAUUGGCCGCACCCAUCACGAGGGAAGUUUGACUCCGGGCAAGAUUCAUCGCAGCCAUGGCUGUCUCUACAUUCCAUUCGGUGGUGCUGAGCAAAGUUUCCUACACUACGAAGUACUCGUUGGUCAACAGCGAUCCAAUUGGUCGCACUGCUCGGCAGGUGCACCCCUUCCACCGGGCGCCAUCUUAGCAGGGCAUGACAGCGAUAGCACCCCGAUCUACGUUGGCCGAGCUUACCAUGAAGGAGACCAACUCCCGGCAAAGGUUCUUCCAAGCAAACAGAUUGCCUAUGUUUGUUACAACGGACAGGAAAUUCCGAAGCAUUCGUUUGAGGUCCUUUGCAACGGUAACGUAACUUGGGUGCCAUCCGGAUUUGGCAGUGCACCGCCGAAUGCCGUACUCGGAGGACGUACUUCGACUGGUGAAACGCUUUACAUUGGUCGUGCUCAUUAUAUGGGCAGUUUGACUCCGGGAAAGGUUCAUCCUAGUCACCAAACAUUGUACAUUCCGUACGGGGGCAGCGAGAUUCCGAUUAAGAGCUACGAAGUGUUGAUUGAGAAUUAAGAUUUUAUUCGACAAAUUUUUCGCAGUCACUUCUAUGUAAAAUGAUGAAUUCAAUAAAUCUUGUUUCGGUUUAAAAGUUGCAA